AUGGCGGAAGAUUGGGAUCUACAUGCGGUGGUUAGAGGUUGCUCCAUCGUCACAUCAUCCUCCGUGUCUUCUUCUUCUGCUUCCUCUUCCUCCUCCGGUUUUGCCUCUUGUUACUUCCUCUCUGAAGGGCUUUCCUCCUCCUCUUCUUCUUCUUCUGGCUUCUCUAUCUUCAAAGGUGAACAAGGAAGCCAAGUUUUGUCGCUUACUUCGUACCCCUUUGAGGCAAGGAGCUCCAUUGAGGAGUUGCAUGAGCUUUGCAAGCCUUUCUUCUCCAAAUCUCAGCCUCUCUCGUUGCAAGCCUCCUCCCCCCUGUCCUCACUCUCUUCCUAUUCCUCUGCGCCACCUAAACCGGUUUUAACUCAAGAGAGGCAACAACAACAGCGGAACAAGCAGCCACACUCUGUCACCACCCCACGAUCUAAAAGAAGGAAGAACCAGCUUAAGAAAGUUUGUCAAGUGCCAUUUGAAAAUCUCUCCUCAGACAUAUGGGCAUGGAGGAAAUAUGGCCAGAAACCCAUAAAGGGGUCUCCUUAUCCAAGGGGGUACUACAGAUGUAGCAGCUCGAAGGGGUGCUUGGCAAGGAAACAGGUUGAGAGGAACAGAUCAGACCCAACAAUGUUCAUAGUUACUUAUACUGCUGAGCACAAUCACCCUGCUCCUACUCACAGAAACUCUCUUGCUGGCUCCACACGCCAGAAGCCAUUGGCAACCCAAACCGCCACCACUGAACAAGACUCCGACAAGAGCAAGAGCCUCACGAAACCCUCUUCCCCUGCCACCUCAGGGGCAGAGGAAGAGGUUCCAGCACAAGGGGAAAAGUCCGAGAGCAGAGAAGAGAAAGAGGAUAUGAUGGAUGACGAGGAAGAAGAUGAAUUUGGGUUGUCUGACAUGGUUCUAACAGAUGAUUUCUUUGAGAGUUUGGAUGAGCUGAGUCAACUCACUGCCCCUUCUGUUGUCACAGGAGACUGCUUCAGUGACCCCUUUUCAGCUAUAGCAAUCCCUUCUUGGGUGGCUAGUGGUGCUGCUACUGCUGGUGGAUGCAUAUGA
Molecule: messenger RNA, 1047 nt
Organism: Sphenostylis stenocarpa
Lineage: Eukaryota; Viridiplantae; Streptophyta; Magnoliopsida; Fabales; Fabaceae
Source: the annotation of a GenBank genome assembly